AAUUUGGUGUUCCACUUGACUAGUCACAACCACAGGUUAUUUCUGAGUAGUAGCACCACAUUGAAAGCAAUUUGCAUUAAACUUUGUAAGAUUUUACUGUGUCUGCUAUUUGUAUUAAGUUAGUCAUUGGUUUUCAAAUCCGAUCUGAGGAUUUUUCAGGAGACAAAAAACUCCUUGGAUAACAAAGAUGAUUGUGUCUUUAUUGUCCAAAUAUGUCUGGUGGUGGUAGUGUCAGCAGAUUGGAAGGUUCAUUUACAUAUGUAAGCUGCAUAUAUGCAUCAAAAGAUUGCUCUCCUGCAUGUAUUUCUUCUGUUAAUUCACCUUGUAAAAUAAUCUUGUAGUAGGCCAAACAAGCAAUGAGCGCAAUAAAUGUGAAGAUUAAAUAAUAAUAAUAAUAAAAAAAGAAAAUCAUGAUCUCUUAAUUGCACAAAUUUUUUUGUAGCCGUGUUCCAUUCCGACAAGAAAGCUCCCUUUGUUGCACCGUGCAAGUUUUAUGCCGCCAGACGUGGGUGACUGCCGGUCAUGUUCAUAGUACUUAUUAGCUUCCUGUUCCGUAAAUUAUUCUUCUGUCUUUCCAAGUAGUAAUAAAAUAUGCAUUAUUUUCAAGCACCAAAUAGAAUAUUAAAUACUAUUUUCUUUAUAAUAUUAGUCUUCUUUUCUCACCCUAUAUAUACACCUACAUAUUAUUUCCCUCUCUAUAAUCUAUACAUAAAGGUUCCACGACGUCAAAAAACAGAGAAAAUGCUGCCAUAUCAAACCCUGGAUGAAGCAGCAUUGGUUCUGGAAAGAAACCUAACCUUGGCAGAGAAACUAUGGUACAAUUAUUCAGCUGAUAAAUCAGACUUCCUUCUUUACAGUCACAAUAUUUUCUUCUUGUGCUUGGUGUUCUCCUUGGCCCCUCUCCCCUACGCGUUCAUCGAGCUCAGUAAGUCUGAGGACAUGGCCAAGUUCAAGGUUCAAACAAAGAUCAACAGAUCAUUCUCCGACAUGUUUAAAUGUUACAAAGCUGUGAUGAAGAAGUUUAUCGUUGUGGUGGGCCCUCUUCAAAUCGUUUCCUUCCCUACCGUUAAGUGGGUUGGAAUCCAUACAAGCUUGCCAUUGCCAUCAUUCUGGGAGGUUUCGAGUCAAUUGGUAGUUUACUUUCUCAUAGAGGACUACACGAAUUACUGGCUUCACCGGCUGCUCCACAGUAAAUGGGGCUACGAAAAGAUUCACUACGUACACCAUGAAUACAGUGCCCCCAUCGGAUUCGCAGCUCCUUACGCCCAUUGGGCAGAAAUUCUGAUUCUGGGUAUUCCCACAUUUCUUGGUCCCCUCAUGAUUCCAUGCCACAUUAUCACUCUCUGCCUCUGGACCAUCUUGCGCCAUGUUGAAGCCAUUCAGACACACAGCGGGUAUGAGUUUCCUUGGAGUCCAACCAAAUUCAUACCAUUUUACGUAGGCGCAGAAUACCAUGAUUAUCACCACUAUGUUGGAGGGCAAAGUCAGAGCAAUUUUGCUUCAGUGUUUACCUAUUGCGAUCGUAUUUAUGGAACUGAUCGGGGUUACCAUCAUCACAAGCAAGCCCUUAACAAGUUGAAGGGCAUGUGAAGAAGACGAACAAAUUGGAAGAACUACGUGAAUUAUUACUAUUAUUUUUUCGUAUCAAUUGCCUGCACUAAUGUGAAAAAUCUGUAUCUUUGUUUUCUAAUUACAAAAUAAUAAAGUAUUCUUUUUUCUCUUUUGUGAUCAACUUGUUGUUCACGAAAGCUAACUUAAUUAAUUAAUUAAGACUCCUGAUUUAAAAUUGCGAAUAAAAUCUUCAUGUCUCAUUGUAUAUCUUCUGUUCCCUGCAAAUAACUCAAUAAAUUAGUAAAUUAUCCAUAUUGAUUAGUUAGGUUGCAUUCAGUCUUCUGUAUUAGUUCAAA
Molecule: messenger RNA, 1907 nt
Organism: Theobroma umbraticum
Lineage: Eukaryota; Viridiplantae; Streptophyta; Magnoliopsida; Malvales; Malvaceae
Product: methylsterol monooxygenase 1-1-like
Biological process (GO): lipid biosynthetic process
Molecular function (GO): iron ion binding; oxidoreductase activity
Source: RefSeq, a predicted model, not a curated record